UAACCGAACCAGAAAGGUGGAUGCUUCACCUUCUACAUUCAUUCCAAAAACAGGCGCAAGUUGUUUUGCAUUUAACUUUCACCAAUUGCGUACCCUAGCAUCUUAGUUCCCAUAUAUAUAUAAUCCUUCACCUUUGAGGUUGCCGCUGCUUUCUGAUAAAGGUAGACAAGGGGGAACAAGAAUGGUGAGAGCAAUGAAGAAUUUUAGUUGAUUUGUUUAGGAUGUUGAGAAAUUAAUGGAUGCAGCAAGGGCUAUCUUUGGUGUGGUUUCCAUUUUUUCUUUGCUUUUCUGAAACUUGAUCAAAGCGUUCAGCAAUUCAGAACGCGAGAGUAAUUAGGCCAAACCAGCCUCUGUUCUGUGCUAUGAUGAAAUCACAGAUGUAUGGUGUUUGGUUCUUGGUUGCAGGCAGGAGAGGGAGCAGAGUGGUGGAGUGAGGAGACGGUGGCGGUGGUGACGGGAGCAAACAGAGGGAUCGGGCUGGAGGUCUGCAGGCAGCUCGCAGACAAGGGGCUGACGGUCAUUAUGACUGCUCGGAAGCCGCAGGAGCAACUCUCAAGCGCUGCUCAACAGUUCUUACAAGAAGCAGCAGAAACGGGGAGGAAGAAUGUCAUCUUCCACACUCUGGAUAUUACUCAGCAGCAAAGUGUGUUGGAUUUCGUCGAUUGGUUGAAGCUGACUGUUGGAUUCGCGGAUAUUCUGGUAAAUCACGCUGCUGUUGACAAUUCAGUGAUAGAUUGGAACCUAAAGGAAUGGAACAAUGUCGACCAAAGCACCAUGCUGGCACUUCUUACAUGGGCAAAUGGGGUCUCAGACAAAUACGAGUCGGCGAGGGGAUGUCUAGAGACCAACUUCUAUGGAACCAAGAGAUUGACCAAGGCUUUGCUCCCUCUCCUGCGCCCCUCUUCUCACAAGCCAAGGAUUGUCAAACGUCUCAUCCAGAUAUGGACUACUCUUCUAAGGGAUGAAGAGUUAAGGAAACAACUGUGUGAAACGGCGAGCUUAACAGAGGAAAAAAUCGACGAGGGGUUGGACAUGUUUCUUGAAGAUGUGAAGUCUGAGAAGGGCAUGGACAGGUGGCCCAUUAAGUAUCCCACUUACUCCAUCUCCAAGAUUUCGUUGAAUGCAUACACGAGGCUUUUGGCCCUUCAAUUGCAUGACAAAGCUUGCGUCAACAGCGUGCACCCUGGCUACGUGAGGACUGACAUGAACCUUGGCAAUGGCGAUCUCUCUCCGGCGGAAGGCGCCGCCAAUUUGGUGCGAGUUGCUCUCCUCCCUCCCGGCGGACCUUCCGGCCACAACUUCCUUGAAGGCGAGGAUGUUGAGUUUUAGUGAUCACCAAAUAGUUUUUGGCAUUCAAUCCAAACUUGUGGUGUUUGUUUCAUUUGUCUUUCUUCAUUUUUGGUUUAUUUUGUGACGCAAUAUUUGCAGUUUCAUCGUUUAAAAAUGUUAAGCAAGUUCAAUCUUUUGCAGAUUAAGAUGG
Nymphaea colorata (pocket water lily) is the source of this 1480-nucleotide messenger RNA. RefSeq names its product short-chain dehydrogenase/reductase 2b-like. The transcript is spliced from 4 exons. The coding region runs from base 382 to 1329 and encodes 315 amino acids. The record is from RefSeq and is a predicted model, not a curated record. NCBI's taxonomy places the organism in Eukaryota, Viridiplantae, Streptophyta, Magnoliopsida, Nymphaeales, Nymphaeaceae. Gene Ontology annotation, cellular component: membrane.